This is a messenger RNA of Orbilia oligospora ATCC 24927, 606 nucleotides long. RefSeq lists its product as uncharacterized. NCBI's taxonomy places the organism in Eukaryota, Fungi, Ascomycota, Orbiliomycetes, Orbiliales, Orbiliaceae. Bases 1 to 606 code for a protein of 201 amino acids. The record is from RefSeq and is a predicted model, not a curated record. The transcript is spliced from 2 exons.
AUGAAGGCCGUUCUCGCUCUUACCGCUUCCAUCUCCCUCGCCAGCGCUGCUCUUUUGCCGCGUCAGCUCGACCAGAUCCCAUCGUGCGCUCUCCAAUGCGCUCUUGGCAGCUUGCAAUCCACCGGAUGCCCUACCACUGACUUCGCCUGCAUCUGCAGGGCCAGUGCCUUUGUUUCUUCCCUUAUUCCUUGUGUUCAGGCUGGGUGCUCCGAGGCCGAGAUCGCGUCCACCAUCCAGGCUGCCACUGGACUUUGCGAGGGUGCCGGUGUUUCCCUAAGCAUCCCACCUCUCGGCAGCCAGACUAGCGCUGCUACUUCUGCCAUGGAGACAACCUCUGCCCCAGCUGCCACCACCUCUGAGACCGAGGCCAUGACAUCCUCUGCUCCAUCGACCGAGGCCACCACCGCCCCAUCUUCCGUCGCCAUGACAUCCUCUGCUGAGACUACUGGGGCCCCAGCUACCACCUCUGCUGGUGGCGCCAACGGCACCGUUAGCACUACCGGUCCACCAAACCCAACUGGUACCGAACCCGGUGCCGCCAGCCGAAACACCGUCGCUCUUGGUGGACUCGGUGCCGUUGUCGCUCUCAUUGCUGCCUUCUUGUAA